AUGACCACCACCGUCGCCGGUGACUCCCCGUAUACUUACACGCCGGUCGAACACAUUCUCCUCAACUGUGGCUCCUCCGACAAUUCUACAGCAUCAAAAGCUCGGAUCUGGAUUGGAGACGUGAAUUCAAAAUUUCUCAUUCACGAACAAUCACAAAGCCAGUCAUCUCUUACCACUAGCGCAGUUAAACAAGCGCGGACUGUCCCCCGAGUACCUUUUACCGAUGCACGGUUAUCUCUAGCCCCGUUCACCUAUGUAUUCCCCGUCACUGCGGGCCAAAAAUUCGUUCGACUACACUUUCACCCCGCUUCCUACUCUAACUUCAACCGCGCUAACGCCCUCUUCUCUGUCAAAGUUGGUGAUUUUACCGUUCUUCGCAACUUCAACGCUUCACUUAACGCAGAUGCGGAUUCUAAAGAUACCAUAUCCAGAGAAUACUGUGUUAACAUCGAGGAAGGUCAGAGGUUGAACAUAACCUUCACUCCAUCUCUGAGCGUUUCUAAUUCCUAUGCUUUUAUCAACGGGAUUGAAAUCUUGUCGAUGCCUAAUAAUCUCUAUUUCACUCCGGUUGACGAUCAAGGGUUUGAUUUUAUCGGCCUGCAGAACUGGUCCCGCGUCGAUAACAGCACUUAUCUCGAGAUGAACACCGCCAAACCCCGGUACACUGCUCCACAAGGUGUCUAUCGGACUGCCCGAACUCUGGGGAAUGACUCAACUGUCAACCUGAGCUACAAUCUCACCUGGGAAUUCCCCGUAGAUUCUGGGUUUCAUUACCUCAUUAGGCUGCACUUCUGCGAGUUUCAACCCGAAAUUAUUUAUCCUGGGGACAGAACAUUCCGUAUUUUCAUAGCAAAUCACACUGUAGAGAAAGAAGCCGACGUGAUUUCGUGGAGUGGUGGAAAUGGUGUGCCGGUGUAUAAAGACUAUCCCGUUUCAAUGCUGGGUGAUGGAACAGAGAAGAAAGUGAAUCUCAAUGUCGCAAUUGGAGCCGAACCGCAACAGUGGAAGACUUCAUACGUGGAUGCAAUCUUGAACGGUGUUGAAAUCUUUAAAAUCAGCGACUUCAACGGCAACCCCGAUCCACUUCCGCCGGACCCUCCAACUAUUGCGCCACCAGGACAGUCGAAGAACUCGAAAGGGAAUAGAACAAAAAUAAUUUCUGUCGCCGCUGAUGGUGUCGCGGGAUUUAUUGUUCUCUCAUGUUAA
Messenger RNA from Juglans microcarpa x Juglans regia, 1206 nucleotides. RefSeq names its product receptor-like protein kinase FERONIA. NCBI's taxonomy places the organism in Eukaryota, Viridiplantae, Streptophyta, Magnoliopsida, Fagales, Juglandaceae. Bases 1 to 1206 code for a protein of 401 amino acids. The transcript has 2 exons. Gene Ontology annotation, molecular function: protein kinase activity. The record is from RefSeq and is a predicted model, not a curated record.